Spinacia oleracea (spinach) is the source of this 2110-nucleotide messenger RNA. Its product is annotated as peroxidase 17. The record is from RefSeq and is a predicted model, not a curated record. Gene Ontology annotation, molecular function: peroxidase activity; heme binding. The coding region runs from base 885 to 1895 and encodes 336 amino acids. The transcript has 4 exons. NCBI's taxonomy places the organism in Eukaryota, Viridiplantae, Streptophyta, Magnoliopsida, Caryophyllales, Amaranthaceae. Gene Ontology annotation, biological process: hydrogen peroxide catabolic process; response to oxidative stress.
ACAAAAAAUAUCUUUAGCUUUGCCCAAUUCUUUGCCAAUCAAAUACACCAUCCUGUAACAGAGUCCCCUCCCUCAGUCCCUCUUAAUUCAGAUUCUCUGAAGUGUUGACAGCAAAUAUAAAACACAAAACCAAUUAUCUUCUGCUAUUAAUCUAUACCCUCCAUUACCAAAUGACAUCAACUAUCCCCACUUUCUCAAGUUUCAAUCCAAAUAAUUAUACCCUGUUCUAGAGGUGAUCAAAAUUCGAGCCGAAUCGACUUUGACACAAAAAGUCCUGCCCAAAUCUAUAAAUUUGUGUGGGGUUUUGGGUUGAAACAGGUUUUUUUCGGGCCGGGCUCGAACUUUGCUCUACAAAUGCAUAUUUUAGGCUACUGAAACCCGCACUUUUUUGGGCUGGCUUGAGUCGGGCAUGGUUUAUCCAUUAUAGGCCAGUUGGACUAAAAAGUAAGCUUAGGUUCGGCUCUUCACCGGUCUAAGCCCGCAAAAUUCGGUCCGGGCCGGCCAGACUUUACACAAAAAUUCAUGCCCAAACCCAUAAACCUGGUGUAGGCUUCGUGGUUUUAAACAGGCUUUUUUCUGGCCACUCUUGAUUUUGGUCUUAAAAAUUUCAUAUUUUGAGCUACUAAAACCCAUACUUUUUCCGACUAGGUCGGGUCGGGCCAGCAGGUCGGGCUAUAUUUGAUCAGGACUACACAGCUUCCGAUACAAUAAGUAACCACCCCUUUCCUUGAUUUAUUGUUUGGGGCCAAAAGAUCUUCCUUCAAACAUUAAAAAAAUCCCCAACUACUGCAAUUUAGCUCCCUCAAUUCCAACAAUUACAGAUCACCAAAUUACCCUUCCGUCCUCCUGGAAAUUUUCCUCCAUUUCCUUAUCUGUUUUGUGUGAUGAAGUCCAAAGCAAUGUCCAUCCCUCUUCUCCUCUUUGUCCUCAUUGUCAUCCAAAUGACCAUGGGAGAAGCUCAACUUUGUCCUGGAUAUUACUCCACCACUUGUCCGAAAGCCGAAUCGACGGUUAGGGAGGUCAUGAGGAAGGCAAUGAUCAGAGAAAUCCGAAGCAUUGCUUCGGUUAUGAGACUCCAGUUUCAUGAUUGCUUUGUAAAUGGAUGUGAUGGGUCGUUAUUGUUAGAUGACACACCUACAAUGCUAGGGGAAAAGCUUGCUCUUUCAAAUAUAAACUCAUUAAGGUCAUUUGAAGUUGUGGAUGAAAUCAAAGUAGCAUUGGAAAAGAUUUGCCCUGGUGUUGUUUCUUGUGCAGACAUUGUCAUCAUGGCUGCUAGGGAUGCUGUUGCUUUGAGUGGAGGGCCAGAUUGGGAGGUGAGAUUAGGAAGAAAAGACAGUUUAUAUGCAAGCCAAGAGGAUUCAGACAACAUUAUGCCAAGCCCAAGAGCCAAUGCCACUUCCUUAAUAGAUCUCUUCUCAAAAUUCAACCUCUCAACCGAGGACCUCGUGGCCCUAUCGGGUUCUCACUCCAUUGGCAAAGGUCGAUGCUUCUCGAUCGUCUUCCGCCUCUAUAAUCAAUCCGGGUCGGGCAAACCCGACCGUGCAAUUGACCCGUAUUUCAGGGAGAAGUUGGAUAACUUGUGCCCUCUUGGAGGGGACGGGAACGUGACCGGUAACUUGGAUGCAACUCCUACGUAUUUCGAUAACCGGUACUUUAAGGACUUGGUCGCCGGAAGAGGUUUCUUAAAUUCCGACGAAACACUUUAUACGAAUGAAGAAACGAGGAAAUGGGUGGUGAAAUUUAGUGAGGACCAGGCCGCAUUUUUUGAUGCUUUUGUAAAGGGUAUGGUAAAGAUGGGUGAUUUACAAUCGGGUCGGCCCGGCGAGGUUCGGAAGAAUUGUAGGGUUGUUAAUGGCCCCAAAAAAAGGGUUAGUGUUCCUUGGUUGGCAUUAUGAUGUUGUGUAACAAUUGACCUCGUAUGUACGAAGAUACAUGACCUAUUUAAGUAAGACAAAUAUUAGGUAGUGUAGUAAACUAUGGAAUUGCAUUUGAAUGAAUCAUCAAAAGUUUGUAAUAUCAAUUAUGAAUGUUUUCCGAAUAAAAUGGGAAACAUAUAUAAUUGCACCUCGGUGUAUGACUGUACGGUGUAUCAACUUAUAUUUCUCCUUUA